UUAAGUCGCGUCUUUCAUCUAUCCGACGCGUCUUAUCGAUCUUUAAUUAAGGAUAAUUCUCACAAUUAUCAAUUCAUUCCUUCGAUAGAAGCAAAUACAGCGACGAUGGCGCCACGAGCAGAUUCGGCGGCAGCAAGGCCAAUUAAUAACGAUAUAGACAAUUACGACGUCGAUGACGAUCCGUUCGCUGAAUCGGGGAACGAAGCUCCCAAAAACGAUGCGCAAUCCAAGAAACGCAAAGACACCACCGGUCUAGGCAUUGACGAAGCCGUAGCCGUACAGAAGAAGGCUAGGGCUCCUAUUGUCAAACUAGAUGAGAGCAGACUAUUAUCUGAGAAGGGCAUACCGAGACUACGAAGAAAAGCGCGCGAUCUGAAAUUCAAGGGCAAAGGACAUGAGUUCUCAGAUGCUGCCAGACUCCUCUCAUUCUACCAAUUAUGGUUCGACGACCUGUUUCCCAAGGCAAAGUUCUUAGACGCUGCAGCUAUGGCGGAGAAGGCCGGCCACAAGAAGUAUAUGAGAAUGAAACGAAUGGAGUGGAUUGAUGAAGGAAAGCCCAAACCGGCGGGACAUGAUGGGGAUGACGAUAUUGACGGCCUCUUUGGCGAGCCUAGUGAACAGCCGGAGGAACGGUCCGCUGCAAUAUUUCCAGCUAGGAUUGCGCCAAUAUUCCAAAAUGCCGGAAGUGAGAGGCCGCAGACUCCGACACGAGAUGACGUGCCUGAUGAUGAGGAUAUGGGUGAUAUCUACAACGCUACCCCAGUAGCUUCAAAAGCGACGCAACCUGCGGGCACUUCUACGUUCGGAAAUGGUGGAACGAGUACAUCGUUAUUUGGAAAUGGCAAUGGUGGUGAGCCUGAUGAGGACGACCUCGACGCGCUAAUGGCUGAGGAAGAAGCUCAACGCACGAAACCUACAUCUCUCUUUGGCAAUGGCAGUACUGCGAACGCCAGUCGACCACGAGAUGAGCCGGAUGAAGAUGAUCUAGACGCAUUAAUGGCGGAGGCCGAAGCCCAGCAGGAACCUACAAACCGAAAUAGUAACACUGCCCCGAAACAGGCAGUGGCUGCAACGAAUCACGACGAGGAUGAUGAUUUGGAUGCGCUGAUGGCAGAAGCAGAGAAUCAAGACCAGGCAAAACAACCCGCUAAUUCGAAGCCAAAGGAAACUUCAGGUGCAUCUAAUGAUGUGGCAGACGCGGAUGCAGAGGAGGCAAUGGCCGAGAUGGACGGAUUAUGGUGAAGGUCAAGCUUGAUGAUGGCAAACGGUAUUAUGACGCAUGUAGCGGCGUUUAGGAGUUUUUGGUGCUAUUGCCAUCCAUAAGUGUUUGAUUGUAUUACCACCAUUUUGACGUCUGAAAUGGAUUACAUCCAUUAUAAUGUAGAGUUGAAAGGGCCUAGAGCUCUCGAACAGUGCUGAUGUAUUACUGAAGACGCUGACAGUAUGACGCAACUUAGGGGAUGGAAAACUUCCCACACAUCCAUACCACAAUUCUUCGAUCCAAUUUUAAGUCCAGUACAAAUUAGUACAUCCUCAUACACCAGACACGUCAGUCGAUAAACAUCGA
Annulohypoxylon truncatum is the source of this 1567-nucleotide messenger RNA. RefSeq names its product Swi3-domain-containing protein. Bases 106 to 1242 code for a protein of 378 amino acids. Gene Ontology annotation, biological process: replication fork arrest; replication fork processing; DNA damage response. Gene Ontology annotation, cellular component: nucleus; replication fork protection complex. The record is from RefSeq and is a predicted model, not a curated record. NCBI's taxonomy places the organism in Eukaryota, Fungi, Ascomycota, Sordariomycetes, Xylariales, Hypoxylaceae. Gene Ontology annotation, molecular function: DNA binding. The transcript is spliced from 3 exons.